Protopolystoma xenopodis is the source of this 414-nucleotide messenger RNA. The record is from the annotation of a GenBank genome assembly. Lineage: Eukaryota; Metazoa; Platyhelminthes; Monogenea; Polystomatidea; Polystomatidae.
AUGAUUGUUCCUGGAGUUACUAACUAUGUUAAGGAAAAGCUUGGUCGUAAAUUUGUUGAACCUCCUCCUUUCGAUCUUGCUCGAUCUUACCAGGAUUCCAGUUCCUCGGCACCGCUGAUAUUUAUUUUGUCACCUGGAGCAGAUCCAACCAUGGCAUUGCUAAAGUUUGCUACAGACAAAGGUUUUGGAGGUUCUCGCUUUCAUUCUAUUAGCUUGGGUCAAGGGCAAGGACCAGUCGCAGCCAAAAUGAUAGCUCAAGCUAAGCAGGAAGGCAGUUGGGUUCUUCUUCAAAAUUGUCAUCUUGCUGUUAGUUGGAUGAUUCAGCUGGAAAAGAUUUGUGAGAACUUGACGAAUGAAAAUACAAAUGCAAUGUUUCGUUUAUGGUUAACCAGCUAUCCUUCGCCUAAGUUAUAG